Diprion similis is the source of this 1800-nucleotide messenger RNA. Its product is annotated as twisted gastrulation protein homolog 1-A-like. Lineage: Eukaryota; Metazoa; Arthropoda; Insecta; Hymenoptera; Diprionidae. The transcript is spliced from 3 exons. Bases 300 to 1052 code for a protein of 250 amino acids. The record is from RefSeq and is a predicted model, not a curated record. Gene Ontology annotation, biological process: regulation of BMP signaling pathway.
CUUGUCGUCGAAGAGGAGACACGCGUGCGACACCCGCGCACAUAAUACACGCAACGACACAAACACCCACACAUACGUGUACAUAUAGAUACAUGUAUACGUAAUAAUAUCUGCACGAGAUAGUAUACAUACAAAGAAAGAAAGAAAGGAAAAAAAAAAGAAAAAAAAAAGAAGGUAUCAGUAAGAGCAUGUGCAUUACCCAUACGUAGAAGCGUGGGCGAAGUUACAGCGAAGGGAGUUACAAUAAUUUGUAUACGGUAUGUACAGUACAGUAAUCGAAUAAUCUGCGCGUAGGAAAGAUGUCGCGUGAAUUUAUUGCGCGUUUGACAGUUUUGCUGGUGUCAUUAGUAGCAGCCACAAGUGCCUGUAACCAGGCGGUUUGCGGCAGCAUAGUUAGCAAGUGUUUAUUGACUGAGAGCUGCAAGUGCGACUUGAAGACUUGCAGCUGCUGCAAGGAGUGCUUUUUCUGCCUGAGCUACCUCUACGACGAGUGCUGUUCGUGCGUCGAUCUCUGUCCAAAGCCGAACGCGACGGCACGGAAUCCCCUCGGCGCAAAGUCCCACAUCGAGGAACUGGACGAACCGGUUCCAGGACUCUUCCAGGCUCUGACCAUGGACCCCGAUCCUCAGGAGAGGUGGACGAGCUUCAGCUUCCCGGUCGACUUUGACGCCUCGCUCUUCGACUCAAGGCCCGAGUUUAUGUAUCACAUCGGCGAAGACUCCAGGCACCGGGGCACCGUCUCCGGUCCUCGAAACGCGAGAAUCGUGACGCUGAAUUGCACGGUUGCCUUCAUAGCGCGAUGCAACUCCUGGAACAAGUGCCAGACAACGUGCCAGAGCAUGGGAGCAGCCAGCUACAGGUGGUUUCACGACGGAUGCUGCGAAUGCGUAGGCGACACCUGUAUAAACUACGGCAUAAACGAGUCCCGGUGCAGGCUUUGUCCUACGGUUAAUCGGGUGGCGGAUGACGAGUACGACGACUACGGGCAGGGGGAUGACGACGACGACCAGGAUAACUUGGAGGAUUAUCUUUUGGAGGAGAUUCGGGAUUAGGAAUAUUAAUACCGCAGCCGGAAAGGUUCGCGCUUCACUAACGACCUGAUGAUAUAGCCUCGAGGGUCUCUGGACUAGAAAAUAUUAGUUAGACCUAGAAAUUUGACGGAUUCUAAUUUUACACCUACUCGGAUUUCGUAGAAUUGAAGAAAAUUUUUAUCAUAAUUAUCGCGUCCGAGGUACACGCGGCGCAUCCCUCGAGGUUCCUUGAUAAUUAAUUUUAUAUAUCGUUAAGACGAUAGUGCAUCAAUAAUUGUACCAUAUCUGAAAAUCGUUCGUUUCGAAAUUGUGAUAUAUUUUUAAUUUUACGAGAAAAAAACAACGACUUUGACGCGCUCGCGUGUUUUUCUUCACCUUCUUCUCGAACGUUUUAUACGAAUAAUAUUGUUUCACACGUAUAAAUCACUGUGUAUAUGUAUAGAUAUAAUAUAUGUGAAUACAAUUGUCUGGUUAUAAUCAUACACUGCGUAGAGUUAAUUGAUAGUUUUCAAGCAUUUUAACGAUUUAGUAACAUGUGUAUCUCAAAUUAUUAACAAUACACGCACGUUUCGUUAUACUUCUAAACUAGUAAUUUAUCCAUCACGCUACUUUAAUAAACAAAUAUUAUAAUAUUAUCCCUUCGUAAGGUUUAUUUAUAGAGCGGUACCUGAAAUUACCAAAAUUUUUUUCCAAACCGUGUACACGUAGAACGAUAUUAUAUGUAUACACCUACGGUUAUACUAACAAAGUAUUCGCACAUUUAUCUGUA